AUUUAUUCUAAGUCUUGUCUUACUCUUUUUCUUUUUUCUUUUGCUUUCCUCUAUUUUGAUAGGUAGCAUUUUUCCCCUUGUUGGAAUUGAACCUAGGGCAUCCAUGUUUCCAGCCUGACCCCUUGUCACUUGUAGAAGCCCUCAAAAUUCGACUCUCUUGUCAAAUUCCUACCUAAAAUUAUGUAAUCCUCUCAAAGGGAUUUACUAACUUUCCAUCUCACAUAGUGAAGAAAUGGCCCAACCUUCAAUGUAGGAAGUUUAUUUUCAUUUGAAAUAUGUUCGACAUAAUCAUGAAGUAGCCCAUACUUAGGUUCAAUAGCUCCUCAUUGCAUUGCUGGACUAAGUGGUCUUAGGAUAGUCCUUGUUUACUAGAUAAUGCUUUAAAUAACAAAAAGUUAAUAAAUGAACACAAACUUUCAAAACAGGUUUCUAGCUGUAUAUAACAACAUAUAGGAAGUAAAGGUCAAAUGAGCAUGCCACUGUUACAUUUGGGAGUUAGACGAUACUCUUAAUUCUUUACAUCACAUGUUUUAAGUAUAGCUGUUUCACAUGGUUUUCUUGUCAUCUCUUGUCCCAAGGCUAAUGUCUCCUUCAGAUGACUGAAUUUUGGUUGAAACUUGAGGUUUCUGAUGGGUUCACCGGCAAUGAAAAUUGGAUAUAGUAAUACAAAUUAUAAAGAUUCUUAUAAUGCAUCAAACCAUCUGCUCAAGACCACAGUCAACUUCCUUAGAUGGCCUUCAAACGGAGUGGAGGAGAUAAUGUUGAAUUUGAGCCUGAUCCUGCUACUUGGACAGCCUUGGAGGAGAAAAUUUUUAUUCAGUUGAUGGUUAAAGAGGUUCAGAGAGGAAAUAGAUCCGCUACAACAUUUUCAAGGAAAGGUUGGAAAAGCAUAGAGCAAGAAUUUCGUGAGAAAACUAACAAGAGGUACAACAACUCUCAAUUUAGAAAUAAGUUUAAUCAACUGAGGACCCGGUACCAUGAUUUUAGUAGACUUUUGAGAGAAUCUGGAUUUAGUUGGGAUCCUGUGCUGAAUACCAUCAUUGCAAAUGAAGCUGUAUGGGAUUCAUACAUUAAGGUGAACAAAAGUGCAAAGAGAUUCCGAAAAAAAGGAUGUCCUAUGUUUAAUGAGCUCGGGAUCAUAUUUGGUGAUCCAGCACAAUGCAAAGUUGUGUUCCCAUUGGCUCAGUAUCCCUCUGGUAAUGAAGAAAAAUUGGAACUAGAAGAUGCAUCAACCAACGCUACUCCGUCCGCAUUCCCAAGUGACAGUAGCGAUGAAAAGGACUAUUCCUCACCAAGUUCACGCCGUCGGAGAGAACGAUCUCCUACACCAACAAGCCAUAUUCAAGGGAAGAGGGAGUUCAGGACAUUAGAGAUGGGUGAAGCUCUGAAGGAGUGGGCAGAGGCUUCAAAGGCAAAGACACCAACCCUGAGCAGAUUCGAGGAAUCCUCACAAUGUAAUGCCUUCUCCAUUACCAACUGUGUGAGGUGUCUAGAAUCAAUUGAAGGUGUGGAUGGGAGUACCUACAUAAAGGCAAUCAAGAUGUUUAAGGAUGUAGACUGGAGGGAGAUGUUCAUGGCAAUGUCUGCCGAGAGAAGAUUGGUUUGGUUGGCUAGCUUAGAGUGAUAUUUUAGUGAUAUAUACUGGGGGAAAAAAGAAGGGGAAGAAAAGAACAGAAAAUUGUAAUCAUGUUUGAAACUGGGUAGUUCUUCCUUUUUGGAACUAGUUCAAUUAAUGCUGUCUCUUUGUUUUGGUGCUGGUU
Messenger RNA from Vitis riparia (riverbank grape), 1760 nucleotides. RefSeq names its product L10-interacting MYB domain-containing protein-like. The transcript has 3 exons. Lineage: Eukaryota; Viridiplantae; Streptophyta; Magnoliopsida; Vitales; Vitaceae. Bases 731 to 1624 code for a protein of 297 amino acids. The record is from RefSeq and is a predicted model, not a curated record.